AUGUUUGUUCGAACACAGCGCCUUCGCAGGGAGCACCGUUUUAACGCGGAUACGAAAAGUAUUGAUGCCGCAAAUUGUGCAGCCUUCUCGCUCCAUUCAUAUAUCAGCACUACACCCCAGAGUAGAGGAUGCCCAGGUGGUUCAAGCAAUCAUCGGGAACACAAAAGCCAACUUCGAUUUGCAAGCGAUAUCAUCGAAACUGAAACGAGCAGUAUUUCUGGCGUAUUAAGAACCUUACCCAUGGGAAAACCAGAAUAUAUUAUGAACAUGGAGGAUGAGAAGCCCAUGCACCAAUGCGGUGACUUCCAUUUGUGUCAAUUUUUACCCCCAGAUGCAUCUCUCUUCAUCAGGAAAUGGGCUUUGAGAUCCGAGUUUCUAUCAACUGAUAUCAAUUCAAACAUUCAUAAAAUGGAACCCCGGAUUCAAAAUUCCCAUACUUCAAUUUUGACCAUUGUGUCCCGCCGACCAUCAUGCCAAUCUCUCUUCCUCUUGAUUUUCGCACUCCUCAACAUCAGCUCUUCACUUCUCAUGAGCGCAGCCUUCAUCUGUCUGAAUUAUAGCAGAAAUCUAGAGACACCCAGCUCCACUAUGUCCAGAAUCACGACUUCCAUUCUGAACUUCUUAGAUCUUCAAUUCACGUCUUCACAUGAUGUCAUUCUAUUCUGCAGCUUCAUCCUCGCAACAGGUGUUUUCACUCUCACAAUAUUUUUAUGGAUGUCACAUGGGCCCGACUCUUCAUGUCCGUCGUGGCUUUUGCUAAUUCAAGCGUAUGGCUAUUGGAUAGGUUUUAAUCCUGUGGAGUUGGUGCUAUGUAUCUUCCCCUUGAGUGUUAGCGUUUGGAUGAUGCUCAAUUGGGCAGUGGAAUUUCUCCAGAACCGAAGAAACGGACAAUAUCUUCAACAGGUAGAGGUUAACGAUAAUGCGGUGUAUUUGGUUUGA
Botrytis byssoidea is the source of this 939-nucleotide messenger RNA. RefSeq lists its product as uncharacterized. NCBI's taxonomy places the organism in Eukaryota, Fungi, Ascomycota, Leotiomycetes, Helotiales, Sclerotiniaceae. Bases 1 to 939 code for a protein of 312 amino acids. The transcript has 3 exons. The record is from RefSeq and is a predicted model, not a curated record.